Molecule: messenger RNA, 300 nt
Organism: Echinococcus granulosus
Lineage: Eukaryota; Metazoa; Platyhelminthes; Cestoda; Cyclophyllidea; Taeniidae
Product: 40S ribosomal protein S27
Exons: 3
Coding region: 1-300 (99 amino acids)
Biological process (GO): translation; ribosomal small subunit assembly
Cellular component (GO): ribosome; cytosolic small ribosomal subunit
Molecular function (GO): RNA binding; structural constituent of ribosome
Source: RefSeq, a predicted model, not a curated record
AUGUCUCGUGUGGUUCUUAAUGCUGUUGUAGCCAGCCGUCCGGGCAGGGAACUCGCACGUGAUUUACUUCACCCAACUCUCGCGGAGGAGAAGAGGAAAUGCAAGUUGAAGCGUUUGGUGCCUUCACCAAAUUCAUACUUCAUGGAUGUCAAAUGUGCGGACUGUAUGAAGAUUCAGGUGGUCUUUAGCCACGCGCAAACCCCCGUAGUUUGUCCUGGCUGUGACAGAAUCCUCUGCACUCCCACUGGCGGCAAGGCCAAACUCACUUUUGGCUGCAAAUUCAGGAUAAAGAAUCGCUAG